GACCUGAACAAGUCUUCAAAUGAUGAGCUCACAAGCAGUAGUCUUCGCUGCCGCCGCUGCAGCCGCCGCCGUCUCCGGCACCGUCCUCCUCCUCACUUUGCGUCUCCAGAAAUCUCUCCAAUUCCCCCUCCACCAACACCACUCUUCGCCUCCAAUUCUUCGAUCUUGCAUAUCAUCCACCUCAGAUGAGAAGAAGAAGAAGAAAAAGAAGAAGAAGAGGGUUCACUUCGCCGAGGACGUGGCGGUGUCAAGAACAAGAAGAGAUGAAGAAGGAGGAGUGAGAAGAAAUUACAGAGAGUCAUCAGAAACAAAGAAGGUUCGAAGGAGUUGCAGCAAUGGCGGAAUUGAAGAGAACAGAGGAAUGCCUGCGAACAGAGUGGCUCUCUAUAAUGGGAUAUUGAGGGAUCGUGUGGCUCAACGAUUGGCCUACUCUUACUGAUUUGGGGUUUUUCUGUGAAUAUUCUGUGAUUAUACCUCUCGUCUUCUUUCGUUUGCCUUUAUUUUCUUUUUCUCUUUUGUCCUGUGUUGCUGUAGACGGAGAAGUGGGGAAGUUUCCAGUCAUAGGCUUUUUUUUCUUGUUGAGACGACUCGAUUUACUGGGUCGAUCCUCC
Neltuma alba is the source of this 611-nucleotide messenger RNA. RefSeq lists its product as uncharacterized. The record is from RefSeq and is a predicted model, not a curated record. The transcript is spliced from 2 exons. Lineage: Eukaryota; Viridiplantae; Streptophyta; Magnoliopsida; Fabales; Fabaceae. Bases 20 to 439 code for a protein of 139 amino acids.